ACUGGCUUGGGAGAGCACCCUCUAGGCCAGCUAUAAAAGUCUGAUCCACCAGUAGGUAUAUACAGCAGGAUUCCUGCAGCAAAGAGCAAAAUUGAGCGACAGAUAUAUUCAUAAGGCCAUAGGUGGGGUCUGGAAAUGAGACUACCCCCUCACCUGUUAUGUCUGGCUUGGGGCCCACCUUGUGGGGCCUUUAUAAAGGCUAGUAGUGCAGCUCAACAGCAGCAGUGUAGAGAGUUGCUGAUAAAAUGGACGACAGAGUCAGAGAACACAGAGCUGACAGAGAAAUGCAAAAAAGCUAUUGAGCUAACCCUAGAAGCUGCUAUAGCCAUACUGAAAAAGAGGCGUCCAAAGCGCAAGAAGGUAUGCAGAUUCUAUUGGCGGGGCCAAAUUUGCCGCUAUGGUGACGAGUGUCGAUUCGUACACGAGAGGCCGAGAGAGAGGCCGAGAGAGAGGUCGAGGGAGAGGUCGAGGGAGCCAACCCCACAUCGCGACCCUUCACAUCAAGAAGAAGACCCUGAUAAUGUUCUAGCUAUAUGAGCCCCGAGCAAUGAACUGAAAUGGAUUUUUCUAGUACAUGAGAUCACUUACAAACUCAUUUUGUAUAUACUUAUU
Geodia barretti is the source of this 612-nucleotide messenger RNA. The record is from the annotation of a GenBank genome assembly. NCBI's taxonomy places the organism in Eukaryota, Metazoa, Porifera, Demospongiae, Tetractinellida, Geodiidae.